Molecule: messenger RNA, 3669 nt
Organism: Mesocricetus auratus (golden hamster)
Lineage: Eukaryota; Metazoa; Chordata; Mammalia; Rodentia; Cricetidae
Gene: Acbd3
Product: acyl-CoA binding domain containing 3
Exons: 8
Coding region: 55-1632 (525 amino acids)
Cellular component (GO): Golgi membrane
Molecular function (GO): fatty-acyl-CoA binding
Source: RefSeq, a predicted model, not a curated record
GAAGUCGAUACGUGGCCGCCGCCUGUCCCCGCCGAGGAGGCGCUGCGAGCGGAGAUGGCGGCGCAGCUGAACGUAGAGCAGCUCGAGGUGUCGCUCGACGGCCUCACGCUGAGCCCGGACUCGGAGGAGCGGCCCGGCGCGGAGGGCGCCCCGCUGCUGCCGUCGCCGUCCUCGUCCCCCGGGGCUGGACGGGGCCCGGGCGCCGCGGGGCAGCAGCCGGAGCCCGGGGAGGCGGCGGCCGAGGGCGCGGCCGAGGAGGCGCGGCGGAUGGAGCAGCACUGGGGCUUCGGCCUGGAGGAGCUGUACGGCCUGGCGCUGCGCUUCUUCAAAAUAAAAGGUGGAAAAGCUUUUCAUCCAACUUAUGAAGAAAAACUGAAGUUUGUGGCACUGCAUAAGCAGGUUCUCUUGGGCCCAUAUAACCCAGACACUUGCCCUGAAGUUGGAUUCUUUGAUGUAUUGGGGAAUGAUAGGAGGAGAGAAUGGGCAGCCCUGGGAAACAUGUCCAAAGAGGAUGCCAUGGUAGAGUUUGUGAAGCUUCUAAAUAGGUGUUGUCCUCUCCUUUCAGCAUAUGUUGCCUCCCACAGAAUAGAGAAGGAAGAAGAAGAAAAAAGAAGGAAGGCGGAGGAAGAGCGAAGGCAGCGUGAAGAGGAAGAGCGAGAGCGUCUGCAAAAGGAAGAAGAGAAGCGGAAGCGUGAGGAGGAGGAAAGGCUUCGACGGGAGGAAGAAGAGAGGAGGCGAAUAGAAGAAGAGAGGCUUCGGCUGGAGCAGCAAAAGCAGCAGAUAAUGGCAGCUUUAAACUCGCAGACUGCCGUGCAGUUCCAGCAGUAUGCAGCCCAGCAGUACCCAGGGAACUACGAACAGCAGCAGAUCCUCAUCCGCCAGCUGCAGGAGCAGCACUAUCAGCAGUACAUGCAACAGUUGUACCAAGUUCAGCUUGCACAGCAGCAGGCAGCAUUACAGAAGCAACAAGAAGUAGCAGUGACUGGGGCCUCAUUGCCUACAUCAUCAAAAGUGAAUGCAACUGGAGCAAGUGACAUGAUGUCAGUUAAUGGACAGGCCAAAACCCACACUGUCAAUUCUGAAAAAGAAACUGAGCCAGAAGUGGCAGAAGAAGCCUUGGAAAAUGGACCAAAAGAAUCUCUUCCAGUGAUUGCAGCUCCAUCCAUGUGGACAAGACCACAGAUCAAAGACUUUAAAGAAAAGAUUCGGCAGGAUGCAGAUUCUGUGAUCACAGUACGACGAGGAGAAGUAGUCACCGUUAGAGUCCCCACUCAUGAAGAAGGAUCAUACCUCUUCUGGGAAUUUGCUACAGACAGUUAUGACAUUGGGUUUGGGGUUUAUUUUGAGUGGACAGACUCUCCAAAUGCUGCUGUCAGCGUGCAUGUCAGCGAGUCCAGUGACGACGAUGAAGAGGAGGAAGAAAAUGUCACUUGUGAAGAGAAAGCCAAAAAGAAUGCCAACAAGCCUCUGUUGGAUGAGAUUGUGCCUGUGUACCGGCGGGACUGUCAUGAGGAAGUGUAUGCAGGCAGCCACCAGUAUCCAGGGAGGGGAGUCUAUCUCCUCAAGUUUGAUAACUCCUACUCCUUGUGGAGGUCCAAGUCAGUCUACUACAGAGUCUAUUACACUAGAUAAAGCUGAUGUUACAGAGCCUGGAGUCUUAAGACUGGACAGAAGAUGACAUUAAUUUCUUUUGACUUUGGUGGCGCAUUGGAGUCAGUGUUUACCUUCUUGAUUUUGUUCUGAUGGCUUGUGAACUCUUUCUGGGAACCAGGAUUGUCUGAGACUCUAGCAUUGAUGCUCUGAGGUUAAAAACAGUUCGGAAGACUCGUCUAGCCCAUGGGUGCUGACCAGCAGAGCCACUAGUGGAUACUGGAGUUACGUGAGCUACGUGCUAGAUACUCAGCCUCCAAAAUAAACAUCCCAGGGUCAACCCAACCUGGCUGGUGUUAGUCCAUUGCUGUCUGCUCCGCGUUCUCCCAGAGCCCACAGGUACAGCACUAUUAGGAAUGCUGCUGUUGUAGUCUACAUCAGCUUUGAUUGAAACUCAACAAUUUGAAACUUAAAAACUCAAGACUUCAUGGAUUAUAGUAGAAAAAGAAAUGACCUCAACUUGGUCUUACCUGAGUGACCCAGGUUGUUUUUGCUUUGGAUACAGCUAUUUAGUUAGUUAUGUUACAGAGAAUUAUUUUCUGAGAGAAUCUUAAACUUAGACUAUUCAAACUCAGUAGAUAAUUGACAUGUAAAGAUACAUAGGACAGCUAAGCACCCUUUCUACAGGUCCCUCCGACUCUCAGGCCUUUUCUUCAUUUACCAUUCACACUACUGCUAACGAAACUAGUUGGAUUUUUGUUUUGUUUUGUUUUUGAUAUAGCUUUGAAACAUCUCAAAUUGAACUUAUUUUGUGUAAAAAGCAUACAGCCAGGAGUUUUAUGAACUCAUAUUGGCACCUACUGAAUUAAAAUAUGCAAAAGCAUUUAAUGUAAUUCAGCAUUUGAGGAGUACCUUCGCACUAAUAGAAAAUCACUGCCAGGGACAGUUCAAAUUCCUUCCUAUUUAUUAUUAGGGCACAGACUCCACGAUCCCAGUUUGGAAUUACAUAUUAGAGAAAAUUGGAAAUGCACAGGCCCCUGCUUAGAUGUUACAGCUUUAAUCUGUAGUGUGUCUUGCUGAUGGGAAAAGGUACGUCUUUGGUUUUCUUAGAAAAAAAAAUCCAUAUUCAUUAUUUCUAAUCUGUAUAAGUGGUUAAGUAUACAGAGGGAGGGUGGGAUAGGUAAAUAGUGACAGAGACAGUAUAUGCCUUGUGUUAUUUUGUCACUGAAAAACUUAGAUUUAGUUUUGACAUCACAGACUGCUUCCACCAGGGAUCCCAUUGGCUAGCUACAGUGUGCACAGUUCACUACAGUCAGGCUGCAGGUGUUCGUCAGCUGCAUUUCUUUCUGCUUUUAAUACCUGGUUUUAUAGGUAUUUAAAUGUGUUCUCUUUUGGUUGUUAAGAAACUGGAUUUUUUUUUCUCCUAACCAGUGCUUAAUCUAUGUUUUUGAAUUUUGAUCCAGAAGUAGUCAAAUGUCUAUGCUGUUACAUCCAGAAUAUUCAUUAGGCUGCACCACAGCUCUUAUGUAUAUAUAGAAACCACAGAGUUAGAAUUUUUUAAUGAGAAAAAUACUGUAUUUAAAAUGUAAAAUAAACUUUUAAAAAGCAGGCACUAAUAUAUAUUUCUUUCAGCCUUUGAUUACAGUUUUGUCCUUGCACAUAUUAAGAUAAAUUGUCUUCUAGAAAUACUGUUCUUGGGAGGGAGCAGUGUAUGUCACUUUACAUAGCAGUCUAUGUCAUGCGCUCAUAUCUGAACAUUUUGGUUCUAAACUUUUUUAUCACCGUUGGCUGUUGAUUAGUACCCGUCCAAGUGCGAUUUCAAAAAGAUCGUGAAAGUAAUAUAUUUAAUCAAUUAAAAUGUUUAUCUGUAACUUGUUGAUGUUUCUCUUAAUACAGUGCCCUGAAGCUGCAUUUAGAUAGAAUAAGAAGAAAGGCCUUAGAUGGUCUUUUCUGUUUGUUUAGUUGAAGAAUACCAAACUCUUUCUGAUCAGCUAGUUUUCCCUGUGAGUUGCAAUGGACUUUCAAUGAGAAGUGUGGCUGUUCAUCCUAGAUGACCAGCUUAUAAAGUCAUUUUGCAGA